CCGAAAAUUCGAUACCCUAUUUAUGACCGUUGCGGCUGGCAGAGUUGCCCUAAACAAGUUAUGAAGAGCUUUUUCUGACGGUCUUAUUGAUAAUGAUGAAAAAGUAGCUUCUUCCAAGAAACAUCCCCAAUUCAAAACUAGAGCGCUAAAACCAUAGCCUAUUCAAGACCAAAAUUGCCAAAAUCGAUACCCUAUUUAUGACCAAAACGACUGAAAAACCCUACCCUUUGGGGCCGCACAUACCCAUAUAGCCCAUAUAAGGGAGUACCCCGGGCCAAGCCUACAGGUAACCAAAACCUAAGAAAAAAAAAACGUUAUUGCUUAGUAAGUAGAGCUCUGUGAAGUAGUUACGUGACAGAACUUUGCUUUUAUUUCAGAACCUCGCCGAUACAUCACUAAAACUCACUGCUGCUUAUAUGACGUCCCAUAUCUCUCUGAGAUUCCUGUCUGUCGUGAUUUUCCUCCACUUUGUGUCCCGGAUCCCACAAAGUGACGCUACCGGCCAAUGCAAGUCGCAAGUGUCAAUUUUCAGGAAAGCUCUUAGAGGUCACAUGAUUGACAAGUUCCAUGUGAACAGGCCGGAUGUUUGCAUCAAAAGAUGCCAGAUUGAGCGAAGAUGUCAAAGCAUCAACUACGUGAUGGAAGAAAAUAUCUGCGAGCUUAAUAACCGAAGCAAGGAAGUAAGACCUGAAGAUUAUGUGACAGACCCAGGAAGGAUUUACAUGACCGUUCCAUUUAAUAAAGUACCUCUCGGGUCCACCCCUGAGGUACCAGCUAUGUCGUGUUUGGAAAUCAAGGCGAGUGAAGGAGAAGAAGCAGUCAACGGUUAUUACUGGUUGGACCGUCAUAACACUGGUAAAGCCAUUCAGACAUAUUGCCAUAUUGAGAAAGACUCCCUUUUUCACUGGACGCUCAGUAGCACGGAUAACCUGUUAAAGUAAGAAUGUUGUUUUCAUU
Molecule: messenger RNA, 957 nt
Organism: Orbicella faveolata
Lineage: Eukaryota; Metazoa; Cnidaria; Anthozoa; Scleractinia; Merulinidae
Molecular function (GO): oligosaccharide binding
Source: RefSeq, a predicted model, not a curated record